Messenger RNA from Miscanthus lutarioriparius, 654 nucleotides. NCBI's taxonomy places the organism in Eukaryota, Viridiplantae, Streptophyta, Magnoliopsida, Poales, Poaceae. The record is from the annotation of a GenBank genome assembly.
AUGAAGGCCGUGCCAGCCGACAGCGCCGCGUCCCCGGUGCCGGCGACCAAGAUCACCAUGCCCGCUUCCGCGGUGGGUGGCGCGGAGGCGGCACUCCUCGGGAAGGGCCGGUACAAGGUGUGGGCCUUGGCCGCCAUCGCGCUCCUCGCGCUCUGGUCCAUGUCCGCCGCCUCCGUCUCACUCCGCUGGUCCUCCUCGGGCGACCUCGCCUCCGUCUACGGGGACAUGGACGUCCCGCUCGCCGACGACCUCGAUUCCCUCGAGAUGGAGGAGAGGGAGAAAUUAGUGGGGCGAACGUGGGACAUGUACACACGGACCAGUGACGAGGUACGGCUUCCACGGUUCUGGCAGGAGGCGUUUGAAGCUGCAUACGAGGAACUUGCUGGCGAUGAUGUGCAGGUGCGUGAUGCAGCUAUCUCUGAGAUUGCCCGAAUGUCAGCCCACAAACUUGAACUCGAGCAGACAUUGAAUGAGAAUGAGAAUUCACAAUCUUCCAAAAACAACACCUUGUUGAAAUGGCGUACAGAUUAUGAUGCUUUGAUUGUAAUGCGGUGCAAGUUUCUGCUUACCUGCAAAUUGCUUCUCUUCUUUAAUGUGAAUUAUUUUGGUACAGCACCAUCAGCAUUUUUGGUGAAACUGAAAGUGAUAUCGUGA